AUGGCUUCCAACACCGUCACGAUCGCCCUGCAUUACGGCAAAAGCUUCACCUCCGUCGCCCUCCUGACCGGGUAUCAUCUCUGCGGUACAGGCGUAUCGGGAAUACUGAUCGUGCCCACCGCACGCGUCUGGGGCAAGCGUCAUCUGUUCCUACUCGGGAAUAUUCUGAUGGUCGCGAGCUGCGCCUGGGCAGGGGCCAGCGCAGGGAAUUAUCAAAGUCUCCUCUGGGCUAGGAUCUUCCAAGGUGUCGCGCUGGCGCCGUUUGAAGCACUAGUCAAUGCCUGUGUUGGGGAUCUGUUCUAUGUCCAUGAACGCGGUAAACGAAUGGCCCUGUCGAAUGUUGCCUUGUUCGGAGCGGCGUUUCUGACGCCCGUGGUGGCCGGCAAGAUCACGCAUACCCUGGGAUGGGAGUGGACCUUCUACUUCGUAGCGAUCUUCGCGGGUGUUGCACUCCCCUUUACUUUCUUUUUCGUCCCGGAGACCGCAUAUCGACGUGCUGGACACAUCAGAACCGAUUUCGAGUACUCGAACGAUCAACCCACCGUGUCUGAAUCCCAGAAUCAACCUUCAAAGAGGGAGGAUGCAUCCUCGCCGCACCAAAGGUCUCGCGAACUGGCCGACGUGCCUGCGAAAGCGUCGUUCCUUCAAACCCUAAAGCCUUUCAAUGGGCGCAAGACGGAUGAGAACUUCUUCAAGCUUCUCCUGCGCCCAUUCCCGCUUUUCUUCCAGCCGGCCAUUCUCUGGGCAUGCUUGAUUCAAGGAGUGAUUAUCGGAUGGACGGUGUUCAUUGGGGUCGUCUUGGCGGCGAUCUUCCUUGGUCCUCCCUUGUGGUUCAACGAGGUCCAGACCGGGUAUCUAUACACCGGUGCUUUUGUCGGCUCGUUAUUAGGCCUGGUGCUGUCUGGAUUGCUGUCUGACUCCAUGAACAAGAUCAUGAUUAAGUUGAAUGGGGGUAAAUAUGAGCCCGAGUUCCGCAUCCUCCUGGUCGUCUUCCAACUCAUCUUCAACGGCAUCGGCCUCUACGGGUUCGGCAUCGUGGCCCAGGAUGUGGGACGGUAUGGAUGGCUGGUGACGGAUGUUUUCUUUGCGUUUGUCAUCAUCGGGAUGGUGAUGGGCGCCGUCGCCAGUGCGCUCUACAUUGUGGACGCCUAUCGCCAUAUCACCAUCGAGGCAUUCACGUGCAUGUUGAUUUUUAAGAACAUGUUCAGCUUUAUUCUCACCUUCUUUGCGUAUGAUUGGCUGGUGUCCAACGGGAUCAGGCCGGCGUUCCUGGCUAUCUCGAGCAUUCAGAUGGCCAUCUGUGUGUUGAGUAUUCCUAUGUACAUUUUUGGAAAGCGGAACCGCUCGUUCUUUUCUCGGCAUGAUAUCCUCAAGGCGCUACAUCUGUGGUGA
Molecule: messenger RNA, 1392 nt
Organism: Aspergillus terreus NIH2624
Lineage: Eukaryota; Fungi; Ascomycota; Eurotiomycetes; Eurotiales; Aspergillaceae
Product: putative MFS transporter
Exons: 5
Coding region: 1-1392 (463 amino acids)
Biological process (GO): transmembrane transport
Molecular function (GO): transmembrane transporter activity
Source: RefSeq, a predicted model, not a curated record